Molecule: messenger RNA, 1918 nt
Organism: Folsomia candida
Lineage: Eukaryota; Metazoa; Arthropoda; Collembola; Entomobryomorpha; Isotomidae
Exons: 7
Coding region: 199-1857 (552 amino acids)
Molecular function (GO): metal ion binding
Source: RefSeq, a predicted model, not a curated record
UCAGGAAUUGCGACUUUGGGAGAUGGGCAGAGCAAGAAAACGUUUCCGAACCUCAGCUCUAGCUUGCUUUUGGUUGCUUCAUAAUAUACUUGGAUUCGUGAUUUUGAUGAAAUUCGUUAUUUCUCUCAUCUCUUAAAGUUUGUGGAUCGCUGUCAGGACAAGAUUGAGGAUAUAAGUAAGACAUUAGAUUUCGAAAGAAUGGAUUCCGUGGAUAAAGAAGAAAAAGUUGAUCGACCCGAGGAGACAGGUCGUAACAGUGGGACGACCGAUUCUCCAGUUCCUCCACAAGGAGAUGAUGACGGUCUUGUCGAAUAUGUUCCUGAUUUGGGUAAAGAUGAUAGUAAUCAGGUCGAUAACCGAGGUAUCGCGGUUGGUGGGGAUGAUAACGACGAUAACCUGUCUUCCUACUACACAUCUUCCGAGGACUAUGUGCCCCAGCACGUUCAGAAACUAUAUCAUACGACAAAAAUAGCAAGAACAUCGUCUGGUAUUUCUGAGAAAGAAAAUGUGCCCAUUUCUUCAUCAUCAACUGAGACAGAUAAGGAGGAGAAACUACAGGAAUCCGAUAAAGCCUGGAACCCAAUGAAGACUGACUGCGACACGGCACAAAAUGUGAUUUCUGCCGAUAUCGACCAAAGUGCGGGGGCAUUUUUCAUGGGAGUCAAACACCAGGAGAAGUCAUUGGCUGAGACGCCAUGUCCGUUUUACAAAGGGGAAGGCAAAUACUGCUGGAAGGGGAUGAGGUGUCGAAUGUUGCAUAAAGUUGUGGAGGUCUCUGAUCUGGGAAAGGAAAGGGUUACCAGUUCUUACACUUUGGAUAACAAGCCCCAUUUACAACAUGGAAUGUGGAUUGAUGUUAAAGUUGUGCACAUCGUCUCGCCCUCGGAGUUUUACGUAAUUCCUAGAAAGACGGCGGAAUGCAUUUGUCGAGCUGCAUUUCCACCUGCAGCCUCAAAGAGUACACCGCCCGUGAAUCCGAUGAUGAAUGAUGGGUCGAUGAGUAAUAUUCCAGACACGGGGACCGAAGAGUUUGGCACAGGAGUCGAAGCGUUUGAUAAGAUUAAGGCCAAACUGAACGAACUUUUGGAACCCAAUAUGGCAUGGCGUCAACGCCAAUCUGCCCAUUACGCUUUGACGGAACUGGUCGCUGUGAAGCGUACGGAAAAUGGAGUGCGAACUUGGCUCCGAGGUGUCGUCCUAGAGGCGAACCUUACUAAUGUUGCUGACCGUGAAAUUCCAUACCAUAAAGUUCAACUGAUUGAUGCCGGUGAAGUUUUGACGCUCCGGGCGGAUGAAAUGUGCUCCCUUCCAGUGUACGUGAGCUAUUAUCCUGCUCUGGCCUACAAAUGCUGUCUUAAGGGGGUUGUACCCGUGGGGAAUAUCUGGUUGAGAAGAGCAUCGGUUGCCUUGCAGAGGAUGACGACUGGAACAAAUAUUAAGAUGAACGUCACUAAAUCGAAUAAAUCUGAUGCCGUGUGCAAGACACUCGAGGUUGCUCCAUAUCUAGUUGACCUGUUCGUUCCAAGGCUAAACGUUCCUCAAGAUCUGACCAUUGAAACGUCCGCCCCCAUGGUUUCAGCCGCUGAAGUCCUGACAGGCAACGCCUUGGCACUCGACUUCAACCAAUUCCCUAGACGGCCAAUUUUGAACCAGUUUUUUGACCAGAAGAUGCUGUUUUCUCCCAUCAAUCCUAACGUGAAUGCUGAGCCAACCAAGAUGCUCGCUAAAGAUUUCCAAUUUCUGACAGCGACCGAUAAGAACGAAGAAGAUGAGAAGGAAAAGAAAAAAGAUGCCGAUAAUUACUCAUUAUACUCAGCAUCAGUUGCGUCCACUUUACCAUCCAGUGAACAACAAUGAUUUUCUAAAAUUGUUGAAUUUUGAUUUAAGUGAAUCAUUAAAUACACUUUGUUAAAAUUAA